AUGAAAUGUAAGGGAUACAACUGGUUUGGGUAUACUUUAAAGGAUUGUAAAGGAAAGCAAGAGAUGCAGAUUUGGCAAGUUAAGAAGAAUGUUGAGGGGGAAGGAGGAAGAGAUAUGGGAAAAAAUGAUGCAGGUGGAAGUGGGCAUAUGGAAUGUAAAUCAAAAGGAAAAGGCAAAAUAGGUACAAAGGAUAACAAUAUGGAGGGCUGGGAUGCAAAUGGAAUGUUAAAAGAGAAGAAUAUUAUUAGAGUUAUAGUAGAUGGGAAGAGGACCAAGAGAGCAAUCUUAAAUGUACAGGAAGCUGUAGAAGGGAAUGUAACUGAUGAGUUGAGGUCUAAGGAUUGUUUUUUCACUUGGACUAACAACAAAGAUCAAGAGAGUAGAAUUUCGAGGAAACUAGAUAGAUGUCUAGUGAAUUUGACCUGGUCAGAGAAGUAUGCUCUUUUAGAGUUUGAAGCUCUACCUCCUGGUCUUUCUGAUCAUUCUCCUUUGAUUAUAGUACAAAGAUCAUGGCAUUUCGAAGUAAGUGGAUCUGCAAUGUUCAAAUUAUGGAGUAAGUUGAAGGAUCUUAAACAGAACUUGAGGAAGCCAAAUAAGAGAGAAUUUUUUGAUAUAUUUGAAAGAGUAUGUAAGUAUAUACAGAUGUUGGAAAGAGUACAAACGAGGCUGCAGGAGGAUCCUCUUAAUCAGAUUGUACUAGAUGAGGAAAGAGCUAUUGUUAAUCAGUUUUGGAGGCUUCUUAGGCAGGAAGAGGAUUUCUAUAAACAACAUUCAAGAGCUUAUUGGAUUAGGAUUAGUAACUCAAAUACUAAGUACUUCCACAACUUUGUGAAAAUUAGAAAUGUAAGAACUAAAAUUAUGAGCUUAAAGUUGCAUGAUGGGGAAAAUUUUGACCAAGGCAAAAUAAAUGCGGCAAUAGUUGAGUUUUACAAGACUUUGAUUGGGUCUAAUGAAUUCAGUAGGCAACAUGCUUGUACAGAGAUAAUAAAAAGUAGAGUGAUUGUGAGUGAGGAGGAGGCGGAUGAGUUAUGCUCUAUUGUCACAAAUAAAGAAAUUAAAGCUACAAUAUGGUGUAUAAGGGUGUGA
This is a messenger RNA of Manihot esculenta (cassava), 1086 nucleotides long. RefSeq lists its product as uncharacterized. The coding region runs from base 1 to 1086 and encodes 361 amino acids. The transcript has 5 exons. The record is from RefSeq and is a predicted model, not a curated record. Lineage: Eukaryota; Viridiplantae; Streptophyta; Magnoliopsida; Malpighiales; Euphorbiaceae.